This is a messenger RNA of Punica granatum (pomegranate), 1045 nucleotides long. NCBI's taxonomy places the organism in Eukaryota, Viridiplantae, Streptophyta, Magnoliopsida, Myrtales, Lythraceae. The record is from RefSeq and is a predicted model, not a curated record.
GUCCUCGUCCUCACUUCACCAACUUCAUCACGCACGCAUACUCUUCACCCACUCCACUUUUCGAAGCCAUGAAAAAAGGCAAUUCGCCUGAAAAAUCUCCAUAAUAAUCAUCAAGUGCCCCGAAAACAGAAAAAAAACAACCAUAAGGUGAAAGGGAAGGGAAGGGAAGGGAAGAACAGUCCACAAGGGAUGCGCUCGUGCGGCUUGAUUUUGCCGGGAAGCGGAACGGACCCAUCACGCUUCUACGCCUUCCCGCGGCCCGCAGCGGCUCGACCCUUAUACCCGACGCGGGUCCGGUUCGCUCCGAUAAGGGCUGCUGCCUCAUCCAUGACCGGGGAGGGUCUGGCGGCUGGGUCCACCUUCUACGAGCUGCUGGGGAUACCGGAAACCGGGACGCUGCCGGAGAUAAAGCAGGCGUACAAGCAGCUGGCGAGGAAGUACCACCCCGACGUGUCGCCGCCGGAUCGGGUCGAGGAGCACACCCGGCGGUUCAUUCGGGUCCUGGAGGCCUACGAGACCCUCUCCGACCCCAGGCGGCGAGCCCUCUACGACCGCAACAUGGCCAAGGGCCUCCACCUCGCCUUCUCCGCUCGCAGAUCCUCCUCCAAAUUCGAUGAGGGAUUCGAGGAUAAAAGUGAAUGGAAGAGCCAGUGGCAGUCCCAGAUAUCGGAGCUGAAGAGGAGGACCAUACACAAAAGCUCGAGAGGGAACAUGUCGUGGGGAGCUCGAAUGCGACGGCAAAGAGACGAGUCUGCAGACGAGUCAUAAACCCACCCCUGGUUCAAAUUCUCGAUCCAUGUAUAUAACUAUAUAAUCUUCCUUGUGUUCUACGUUUAGAAUAGUGAUAUAGGGGGCUCCAUGGCAAGCCUUUUGACUUAUUCACGCGUACUCAACUGUUGCUUAAUGGGGAGAUGUAUAGUUACCGACGAAUUGAGGAAAAUUGUAUAGUUUUGCGGUGCUUAUAGUAUCAAAACUUUGCUGUAGCGAUUACACGACCAAUAUACUUUGAGGCUGAGAUCACUUAAAAGUUAAAACUUCUGUCUAA